AUGUCACAGAAACCAAAGACAGUAGAGGAGAUAUACCAGAAGAAAACACCAAUUGAGCACGUUCUGUUACGGCCGGAUACUUACAUAGGAUCUGUACAGCCAGAGACACGGACUAUGUACGUAUGGUGUGCUGACAAGAUGAAAAUGGUAAGGAAGGAGGUUACGUAUACCCCAGGACUCUACAAAAUAUUUGACGAGAUUCUAGUGAAUGCAGCUGAUAAUAAGACCAGGGACAAGCGAAUGAAAGAGAUUCGUAUUGAUGUGGACAUAAAAAACUCGACAAUUUCUGUUAGUAAUGACGGCCAGGGAAUACCUGUUGUUAUCCAUGCGAAGGAGAACGUGUAUGUACCAGAACUUAUUUUUGGGCACUUACUGACGUCUUCUAACUAUGAUGAUGCAGAGAAGAAAAUGACUGGUGGUCGGAAUGGGUACGGAGCAAAGCUCUGUAAUAUUUUCAGUACUAAGUUUGUCAUAGAAACAGCAGACAAGAAGAACAAGAAGAAGUUCAGGCAAGUAUACACGAAUAACAUGUUAAAAAAGGAAGAGCCAGAGAUUGAACCAUUCACUGGGGAGGAGUACACAAGAGUCACAUUCCAGCCGGAUUUAGCCAAGUUCAGUAUGAAGAGGAUAGAUGACGACUUUAUGUCCCUGAUUAUGAAGAGAGUGUAUGACUUAGCAGGGACUGUUGGGGAUAUUUCUGUGUACUUUAAUGGGGAGAAGAUUCCCGUGAGUAAUUUCAGAGAGUACAUAAAGCUGUUCUUUGAUAAUGAUGUAGAGAUAGUGUACGAGUCCAAGGGCCGGUGGGAGAUUGCAUAUGUCCUAGGGGAUGAGCAGUUCCAGCACGUGAGUUUUGUAAAUAGGAUAUCCACGCCACGGGGGGGUACGCAUGUGAAUUAUAUUGCAGACCAAAUUGUUUCUGCUGUGGUGGAGCAGGCAAAGAAGGUAGAGAAAGGACUGGUAGUACGGCCUAUACAGGUGAAAGCCAAUAUCUUUCUGUUCUUGAACUGUCUGAUUGAGAAUCCUGCAUUUGACUCACAGACCAAGGAGACUCUCACGCUAAAACAGUCAUCAUUUGGGUCUAAGCACACUCUAGGGAGCAAGUUUAUAUCUGAAAUAAUGAAAAGUGGGAUUGUAGAGAAAUCGGCAUACGCUGCCAGAGCCAAGCAGACGCAGCAGCUUAAGAAGACAGAUGGCCAUAAGACAUCCAAACUCAGAGGAAUUCCAAAACUUGAUGAUGCAAAUAAUGCAGGCACGCGGUAUGCUGCUCAGUGCACUUUAAUACUAACUGAAGGAGACUCUGCUAAAUCUUUAGCUGUGAGUGGUCUCUCUGUCAUAGGAAGGGAUAAUUAUGGAGUAUUUCCUCUGCGGGGUAAGCUUUUGAAUGUAAGAGAAGCCACGCAUAAGCAGCUAAUGGAGAACAUGGAAAUAAACAACAUCAAGAAAAUCAUGGGUCUCCAGCACGGGAAGGAGUAUGCAACCACAGAAAGUCUGCGGUAUGGGCAUUUAAUGAUCAUGACGGAUCAAGACCAUGAUGGGAGUCAUAUUAAAGGUCUGAUCAUAAACAUGCUUGACCAUUUCUUCCCAUCUCUUCUUAAAAUCAAAGGGUUCUUACAGGAGUUUAUCACCCCGAUCGUACGGGCAACAAAGGGGAGCAUGUCCAGGGACUUCUUCACAAUUCCAGAAUUUGAGUCCUGGUGCGAGACAUCUGAAGGCAGAGAAAAUGGAUGGAAAAUCAAGUACUACAAGGGUCUGGGUACAAGCACUGCCAAGGAUGCCAAGGACUAUUUCUCCAAUCUAGACUUCCACAUUAAAGAGUUCAUCCCCAUGGACUCCACGGACAGGGAUAAAAUAGAACUUGCAUUCAGUAAGAAGAGAAUUGAGUCCAGAAAGGUGUGGCUUAAGGAAUUUGUUCCUGGGACGUAUUUGGAUAACAGGGUGCAGGCUAUUUCCAUAAAGAACUUUAUCGAUAGAGAGUUAAUCCACUUCUCACUUGCAGAUAAUAUUAGGUCGAUCCCUAAUGUAAUUGAUGGGAUGAAGCCUGGGCAGCGUAAGAUUAUUUACUGUUGCUUUAAGAGGCAGCUCAAGUCUGAAAUUAAAGUGGCACAGCUGGCAGGUUAUGUUUCAGAGCACUCGGCGUACCAUCAUGGGGAGCAGAGUUUAUGCUCAACAAUUGUAAAUCUUGCCCAGGACUAUGUUGGAUCGAACAACAUUCCUCUGUUACAGCCUAUUGGACAGUUUGGAACCCGUUUACAGGGUGGAAAGGAUGCAGCCAGUCCUAGGUAUAUAUUUACUGCACUGCAGCAAAUAACCAGGUACAUAUUCAGAGAACAAGACGACCAUCUUUUAAACUACUUAAAGGACGACAAUCUAAUGGUAGAGCCUGAUAUGUACAUUCCAAUUAUACCGAUGGUUCUAGUGAAUGGAUCAGAAGGUAUUGGUACAGGAUGGAGUACAUGCAUUCCAUCAUAUAAUCCGAUUGAGAUAGUGGAUAAUGUUAAAAGAAUGAUAAAUGGCCACGAACCCGAGGAUAUGAUGCCGUGGUACAAAGGCUUUGCAGGCGAGUGCGAAGAUUUAGGAGGUGGAAAGUACAGGACUACAGGUACUUUUGAACUUGAGACUGGUAAGAUAAACAUUCUAGAACUCCCAAUCGGUACAUGGACUCAGAACUACAAAGACUUCCUAGAGACGUUAAUAGAGUCCGGCGACAUAAAAGACUUCCGAGAGUAUAACACAGACACUAAAGUAUACUUUGAAGUGAUAGUGUCCAAACAAAAAGUAAAUGUACCAAAGGUCUUCAAGCUCAGCAGUCAAAUAUCAACUGCUAAUAUGGUAGCAUUCAACAGCAAAGGUGUCCUACAGAAAUAUACCAGCCCCAGUGAGAUACUCAAAGAGUUCUACCCCGUACGAAGAGAUUUAUACGUCAGGAGAAAAGACUUUUUAUUGAAGAAGCUGAAUGUUGAAAUGACCAUCCUAGAGAAUAAAGUUAGGUUUAUUAAGGAAGUAGUAGCAGACACUCUAAAAAUAGUCAAAAGAAAGUCUGCUGAUAUUGUUAAGGAACUCACUGAUAAAGAGUACACAAAAAAGGACAAUUCCUACGACUACCUCCUAACCAUGUCAAUUGCCUCACUUACUGUAGAGAGAAUAGACAAGCUAGAGAAUGAGUCAAGCACAAAGAGGAAGGAGUAUAACACACUAAAGAACAUCUCCAUUGAGGACAUGUGGAUAUCUGAUUUAGACGAGUUUUUAAAGCAUCUAGACUUAUCAGUAAAGAAUGACGACAAUCCCAGACCAAAAAGAAAAGGCAGGAAGAUCAAGCAACCCGUAAUUUCCAAGGAAAUCAAAAACAACCCCCAGAAACCGCCAAAGAAUAAAAAGGAGAAGGUUUCAGUCCUGGACAGUGAGAGCGACUUCUCACACACCACAGUAGAUGACAGUAUGACAAGUCCUUCUCACACGAGCAAAGCAAAAGGGAGUAAGAAAGUGACCUCUUCAAAAUCAGAAACCAUGCCAUGGAAUCGAACCUUACUGAGCACAGAUGAGGAUGAUUAAGGACUUAAUGAAAAUAAAGA
This is a messenger RNA of Nematocida parisii ERTm1, 3569 nucleotides long. Its product is annotated as DNA topoisomerase II. Gene Ontology annotation, cellular component: nucleus. NCBI's taxonomy places the organism in Eukaryota, Fungi, Microsporidia. The record is from RefSeq and is a predicted model, not a curated record. The coding region runs from base 1 to 3549 and encodes 1182 amino acids. Gene Ontology annotation, molecular function: ATP binding; DNA topoisomerase type II (double strand cut, ATP-hydrolyzing) activity; DNA binding. Gene Ontology annotation, biological process: DNA topological change; resolution of meiotic recombination intermediates; sister chromatid segregation. The transcript has a single exon.